AUGUUCUCUAUCUUCAAGGACGGCCCGGAAUACAUCAAGCGAACUCAGACUCCAUUCAAGCCAACUCAGGUGACUUUAGCCGAAGUGCAUUCAGUCGUUCCAAAGCACCUCCACGAAAAGAACACCUUCAAGGCUCUGUGCUAUGUUGCUCGAGACAUUACUUGUGCAGUUAUCGUGUACAAGCUUGGAUGGAUGAUUGAUUCCUUUGCGAGUUCACUUGUCACCAACUACAAUGUUCCACCACUGGCUGGUAGCGCUGUUAAAUGGUCUCUGUGGGCACUUUACUGGCAUUGGCAAGGCGUCAUUCUAGCAGGAUGGUGGUGUAUGGCUCAUGAGGCAGGACAUGGAAGUCUCUCGUCCUAUUCUUGGAUAAAUCAUUUCAUCGGUUACACCAUGCACACGUUCAUUCUGGUUCCCUAUUAUGCCUGGAGGUCGACUCAUCACGCUCACCACAAGGCCACAAUGUCUAUCGAACGCGAUGAGAACUUUGUUCCUCGCACUCGCUCUGAUUAUGGUCUUCCCCCAGAGUCAACUGCGCGCAUGUCGGAUUAUCACGAGAUCUUCGAGGAAACCCCAAUCUACACUCUUGGUCGAAUGAUUUUUAUGCAACUUCUUGGCUGGCAAUACUACCUGUUAACCAAUGUCAUGGGAUCUCCUAUGUACCCACCCGGCACGAAUCACUUCCAACCGUCUUCGCCACUUUUCAAACCCCACGAACGAAAUGGAAUCAUUGCCUCGAACAUUGGUCUAUCGGUCAUGUCGACAAUUCUUUACCUAUGGACAAAAGAAGUAGGCUUGGGCAACUUCCUGAAGUUGUACUUUGUUCCUUAUCUGCUCGCCAAUCACUGGAUCGUCAUGUUGACGUAUCUCCAUCACUCGGACCCUACUAUUGCUCACUACCGAAACAAGCAAUGGUCCUUCCUUCGUGGGGCAGUUUCUACUGUCGAUCGCCCUCUCCUUGGAUGGGCCGGCCGCUUCUUCCUCCACAACGUGUCUCACGAUCACGUCGCUCACCAUCUAUUUUCUUCCAUUCCAUUCUAUAAUCAGCCAUACGUAACAGAGGCGAUCAAGAAGGUUCUCAAAGACGAUCACAAUUAUGACUCAACCAACACUUUCCGCGCACUCUAUCGUACUUUUACCCAGUGCUGCUUUAUCGAAGACGACGGAGACAUCGUAUUCUACAAGAAUAAACAUGGACAGGUCGCUCGCGUUCUUGCUCCCGAAGCGUUGAAGAACCCGACCAAGAAAGAUCUUUAG
Messenger RNA from Psilocybe cubensis, 1257 nucleotides. RefSeq lists its product as uncharacterized. Lineage: Eukaryota; Fungi; Basidiomycota; Agaricomycetes; Agaricales; Agrocybaceae. Gene Ontology annotation, biological process: lipid metabolic process. Gene Ontology annotation, molecular function: oxidoreductase activity. Bases 1 to 1257 code for a protein of 418 amino acids. The record is from RefSeq and is a predicted model, not a curated record. The transcript has 8 exons.